GUGUAAUUUACAAACUUUUCCAAAAUGGCUCCACAUGUCAGAAAUAGGUUUUUGUGAGUAUGUUUAUUGUGACAUUUUAUGUCUCAUUGUAACCGAGAAAGAAAGACUUUGUAGUACGACAAGAAUUGUACGAUAGUAAUAUAACUUAUCUAGCGCGCUAGAUUUCUUUCACGUGCAAAUUUGGAAUGUAUCGGCGCGGUGGGGGCAAGAGGGACCACAAUAACAAGCCAGUGAAGAAGGAUGAGAGUGACAGCAAUAAAUAUGCCGAGCUUCUCGUGUUCGGCUAUGCCUGCAAGCUGUUCCGGGAUGACGAGAGGGCUCACUUCCACGAGCAGGGCAAACAGCUCAUCCCAUGGAUGGGGGACAAGAACAUCCUGAUUGAUAGGUAUGAUGGGCGCGGUCACUUGCAUGACCUCUCGGAGUACGACACAGGCUCGUGGAACAGAGACUACCAGCUGUCCGAGGAGGAGGCCAGAAUCGAGGCCCUGUGUGAUGAGGAGAGGUACCUGGCCAUGCACACAGACCUUCUGGAGGAAGAAGCCAGACAAGAGGAAGAAUACAAGCGUCUUAGUGAAGCUCUGGCAGAUGAAGGCACCUAUAACGCAGUGGGCUUCCGCUACAGCGCAGACUACUACGACCCUUCUCAACCCACUGAGGAAGAGGAGGCCAACAGGGAGAUGGAGGAAACAGAGCCGCAGGAGAGUGAGGAACCCUUCGUGGCGCCCCCGGGCCUGGCGAUCCCCCCCGAUGUGGAGCUGCCAGCGACCACCAAAACCCAUGCCAUCAUUGAGAGGACCGCCAACUUUGUGUGCCAGCAGGGGGCCCAGUUUGAGAUUGUUUUGAAAGCCAAGCAGUCUGGCAACUCCCAGUUUGACUUCCUGAACUUCGAACACUACCUGAACCCCUACUACAAACACAUCCUGAAGGCCAUGAAGGAGGGCCGCUAUACCUCCGCCGCCGACAAGCAGGAUUUACAGGACUCUGAUGAUUCUGAUGAUGAUGGGGAUGGCAACUACCUUCACCCCAGCCUGUUUGCUCCUAAGAAGAGCUCUCGCCUUGAGGAGCUGAUGAAGCCUCUCCAAGUCAUGGACCCAGACCAUCCACUGGCAGCGCUGGUCCGGAAAGCCCGACAGGAACAGAACGGAGCCGCCGCUGCUGUAGCUGCCGCCGCCAUGGCAACCAAGCCAGUGGAAGUGCCCGCAGAGCUGGCUGUGCCAGCCACACUGGCAGAGUACACAGCUGACCCUAACAUAGCAGCGAUGUAUUAUGGGUACUGCAUGCUACCUGAUGGGACCUACUGCCUGGCUCCGCCUCCCCCAGGGGUAGAUGCCAACGCUUACUACAGCUCCCUACCCUCUGGCAGCAUGCUGGCCGCGCCCUCUUACUCUGGAGCCCCGCCCCCUCCAGGGACCACGCCCCCUCCACCUCCUGAGCCAACCACACGGUUCAUCUACACGGCACCUCCGACUAGAUUUCCCAUUAUCCCACCGCCAACUACAGUUCCCAGCCAGGUUCCAGUCCGCCUCUCAACUCCUCCUGCUCCUGUUGUACCUGCUGCUAUCAUACCAGAGACCAGUUCGCGGCCCCCUGCUCAAGUUGCUGUGGCAGCGCCGGCCAUCAUUCCCCCUCCCCCUGACAUCCAACCGGUUAUUGACAAACUGGCUGAGUACGUAGCCAGGAACGGUGUCAAGUUUGAGACCAGCGUCCGCGUCAAGAAUGACCCGAGGUUUGACUUUCUGCAGUCCUGGAACCAGUACAACACCUAUUAUGAGUUCAAGAAGCAUUACUUCAUGAAGAAAGAGGGAAUCAGCCUGCCUGAGUGUGGCUCUCCAUCAGACAGAGUGGGCCCAGCAGAGGGGGAGACUGAUGGCGGCAGCGUGGGUAACUGUCCCUCUGACAAAUUGAUGGAGGGCAAGCUACUUAAAGCGUCCUUUGCGCCGAUCUGUUUUGCCAUCAAAGCCAAAGAAAUUGACAUGCUGCUGCUGGAGAAGAACCGUGUGCGGCUGGACGACGACUCGGACGAUGACCUGGACAAGUUGCUGGGGAGGAGGGACUGCAGAGGUCCCUGCACCCCCCGCCCCGAGGAGAAGAGACCCACUCUCACCCUGGAGGAGCUGGAGGCUAAACAAGCCAAGCUGAAGUUGGAGGACCGUCUAGCUGCAGCCGCCAGGGAAAAGCUGGCCCAGGCCUCCAAGGAGUCCAAGGAGAAGCAGCUGCAGGUGGAGAGGAAGAGGAAGGCAGCCCUGUUCCUCCAGACCCUCCGGAACCCCCUCACUGGAGAGCCUGAGACCAGACGGCCCGACGAGACCCCUGCCAUGCCUGAGCCACAGCUGCCAAAGUUCCCAGUGGCCACCGUCGUCUCUGUCCCCCCUCCGUUGGCUUCCAGAGCACCUGUGUACCCUGCUGAUCAAAGACCCCCUGACGCCAAAUCCUUCAAAAGCAAAGAGCCCCCCUCUUCCUCCCUCCUGCUACCCACCUCCUCAUCCUCCUCUACCUCCAGAAGACCGGCGAAGGUGCGGGACAGAGCGAAAGGAGACAGAGACAAGAAGAAGAAGAAACACAAGAAGAGGUCACCGGCGAGAUCGCGGUCUCGCUCCAAGUCGCGGUCCAAAACCAAGCAUGCCCUGCCCAGCGCCUACAAAACAGUCCGCAGGUCUAGGUCUCGCUCCAGGUCCCCUGGGAGGAAGAACAGGGGGGACAGAAGGGCUCGCUCAUCUGAGAGGAGGCGUGAGGAGAGGGAGAGGGAGCGCUAUGGCCCUGCCGCCUGUCGCCUUGGCAACAACCUCGCUCUGCCCAGGAGGCACUCCAGAUCCAGGUCCCCUCAUGAGAAGAGGAAGAGUAAGAGUUCUAGGGGCCAGCUCCAGAACAAGGGCUCCUCCUGUUCCCCCUCCUCAUCCCCCGGCAGAGCCAAGAAGUCCCCCAGCGCCUCCCCUCCCACAAGCCCCACCUCCAGCCUCUCCAGGGACGGCUCACAGGAGAAAGAUAAACAAGUUCCCUCAACCGUCUCCUCCAUGCAGUCCAAAAUCACUCAGGAUCUGAUGGCUAAGGUACGUGCCAUGCUGGCUGCCCCUAAGACCUUCCAGCCCAACACUUCCUGAAGAGGCUUAGCUUUAUAGCAGCUGAUUGGAAAAAGGGUGGAGCUUCACCAUGUCUGCCUCUCUAUGACGACAGCCUCCAGCGACAGGCCCUCAGCCAAUCAGCAGGCAGCGUCUUUUUCCUGGAACUGUUUCCUCUGUCUGACUUUUAUUUAAUCUACUUUUGAUACUUAACUGUGUGAGCGUAUCGACAGUAUAUUUCAAAUGGCAGUAGAUGUGAAGCGAGCAGAGUAGAUUAGCUCGUAAAUCAACUACGUGGGACUGUUCUACGUGUCGAGAGAGUGCCUGCAUCACAGCAAUGGUCACGCAGCAACCUGUUAAAGUUUGGAUGCCCCUGUUCCCAACAUCUGUUUUCAGCACGAAUAAAGACAACAGAGCUUCAAAGCGCAGAAAUAAUUAAUAAAGUAAAUUGCAUCUUUCAAAAAACGAAUUCUAUGUUCUCCAAAUUGAUGACAGAGAGCUUUGCAGUGUAAUUGUGCAGCUGCCAGAGCGCCUGAAUGCUAUCCUUCUGUGAAGGAUUGUUUUCUUCAUUUCUUUCUCACUUUCUCCCUCUUCAUCUCUUUCCAUCUCCCUAUGUCUCUUCAUUUCUCAUUCUCUUUCUCUCACUCUUUUGCCAGGUCAGUUUUAAGCUGGGGUCUCUGUUUCCAGUCUGUUGUCAAUCACUUCCAGUGUGUGGCCUUCAAUUUUUGUUUCUAAGUUUGUACAUGGCUGAUUGUGGAGCUGCUUUCUUAACACAAACUGUCAAUAAAGUUUGAAUGAUGAUUUA
This is a messenger RNA of Salmo salar (Atlantic salmon), 3861 nucleotides long. The record is from RefSeq and is a predicted model, not a curated record. NCBI's taxonomy places the organism in Eukaryota, Metazoa, Chordata, Actinopteri, Salmoniformes, Salmonidae.